AUGGGACAUGGGGAGGAAGGGGAAUUGGCACAAGGGGACUCCGUACGUAAUCGAUAAUCCGUAUAUAGUAGGGGCAGUUGUGGGUGGGGGAAGAGCGAGAGAGUGAGGGGACGAAGGGUGUCUUUUGUUGAAAUCGCAGCGGAUAGCGGUCGCAGAGAAGAGGAAAAUGCCGUGCUUGAACCUGUCCACAAACGUCAAGCUGGAGGGCGUUGACACCUCCGCCAUUCUGUCUGAGGCCACCUCUACUGUUGCCAAACUCGUCGGCAAGCCUGAGGCUUAUGUUAUGAUUGUGUUGAAGGGGUCUGUACCCAUGUCAUUUGGUGGAACUGAGCAGCCAACUGCCUAUGGUGAGUUGGUUUCUAUUGGGGGACUCAACCCUGAUGUGAACAAGAAGCUGAGUGCUGCAAUUUCCAACAUUCUUGAGACAAAGCUUAAUGUGCCAAAGUCGCGUUUCUUCCUGAAAUUCUGUGACACCAAGGCCCAUCAGAGUCAAGAAUAUGCACAGUGUCUGCAUGCUUUACACCAGUACUAGAGUUCCAACUUUGGAUGGAAUGGGUCUACCUUCUAGGUUCCGUAUUUGCAAAUGUUGAGCUUGUUGACCACGGGGCUCAGAAUUUGGAAAAUAUGCAUCUUCAAUGUUUGUGUAGUAGUACUUGUAUUAUGUUCCAAGCAGAUUAUGUUGAUGCUCCAGAGCAUCCAUCUUUAGAGAAGUAUGCAAUUUAAUAUACUGGAUAUUUUGAGAUCGGUUUGAACAAUCACUAGAUGCAUCUCAAUGCUGUUCAGAAAUAUGUGGCUCACUUUUAUUUCUUGAGCACAUGGCGCAGGCUGGUGAAUUAAUGCUACAUCAUGCAGAUCUGAAUGGAA
Messenger RNA from Coffea arabica (coffee), 864 nucleotides. RefSeq lists its product as uncharacterized. The record is from RefSeq and is a predicted model, not a curated record. Gene Ontology annotation, molecular function: phenylpyruvate tautomerase activity. Lineage: Eukaryota; Viridiplantae; Streptophyta; Magnoliopsida; Gentianales; Rubiaceae.